AGAAGGGCGGAGCGGCGGAAAACGGCCCGCUAAGGCUCGGGCGUCUUCAGCUCCAAAAUGGGUAAAAAAGUGAGGAAGGAAGUAGAGCCUCCACCCAAGGAUGUGUUUGAGCCUUUACUGAUUGAAAGCAAAGCAGCAGCAACAGUUGUACUAAUGCUUGAUUCUCCAGAAGAGGAAGUUUUGGCCAAAGCAUGUGAUGCUAUAUAUAAAUUUGCAUCAAAAGGUGAUGAAAACAAAGUGGCACUUCUUGGUCUUGGAGCAGUGGAACGUUUGUAUAAACUCAUCUCACAUGAAGAUCCAAUAGUACGCAGAAAUGCCAUGAUGGUAUUUGGUAUCAUGGCUUCUAAUCAUGAUGUCAAGAAGUUACUGAGGGAACUGGAUGUCACAAGUUCACUUCUGUCACACCUGGUACCAGAAGAAGAUGUGGUUAUUCAUGAAUUUGCUACUCUGUGUCUGGCACAUAUGGCUGUUGAAUAUACUACUAAAGUACAAAUAUUUGAGCAAGGUGGAUUAGAACCACUUAUAAGUCUACUAAGUAGUCCUGACCCUGAUGUUACGAAGAAUUCAGUUGAAUGUAUUUAUCUCCUGGUACAGGAUUUUCAGAGCCGUGCUGCUGUUUGUGAACUGAAUGUAAUUCCACCGUUGCUGGAUCUACUGAAAUCUGAAUAUCCUGUUAUUCAGUUGCUAGCCCUUAAAACCUUGGAAGUAAUUAGCAAAGACAGAGAAACAAGGAUAAUACUGGGAGAAAAUCAAGGAUUAGAUUGUCUUCUGAAGAUACUGGAAACCAAUGAAUUCAACGAUCUACAUGUGGAAGCUCUUGCUGUGCUGGGAAAUUGUCUUGAAGAUGUGCAUACUAUGCAAUUGAUUCGGCAGACAGGAGGCCUUAAAAAGCUGCUUUCGUUUGUUGGAGUCUCUACUGUUCCUGAUAUUCAGAAGAAUGCAGCGAAGGCAAUUGCCAAAGCAGCUUGUGAUUCUGAAAAUAGAAAAAUCUUAAAUGAGGAAAAUGUUGAGAACUGUCUCAUAAAUCUUUUGGAAAUUGAUGAUGAUGGAGUUAAAGUUGCUGCUUCCCAAGCUAUUUCUGCCAUGUGUGAGAAUUUGGCUAGCAAACGUGCGUUUGGACUCCAGGGGAUUCCCCAGCUAGUGCAGUUGCUAAGCAGUGAUGAUGAAGAGGUAAAAGAAGCUGCAGUCAUAGCAUUAGCCAAUUUGACAACAGCCAGUCCUAGUAAUGCAAGCGCUGUUGCAGAAGCUGAAGGAAUUGAGCCUUUAGUGAAGACCUUAAACACCGAGAGACACGAAGCUGUUGCUAAUGCUGCUGCAGUGCUAACAAAUAUGGCCAUGCAAGAGCCUUUGCGCUUAUGUAUUCAGAGCCACGGCGUGAUGAGUGUGCUCACAGAGCCGCUACGUUCUGCCAGCAGCCGGGUACAAAGCAGGGCAGCACUCACUGUGGCUGCCUUUGGUUGUGAUGCUAACGCAAGAAGUGAGUUAAGAGAUGCAGGUGGAUUGGGACCACUUGUUGAGCUACUACAUUCGAAGGAUAAAGAAGUCAGAAGAAAUGCCUGUUGGGCUGUCAUGGUCUGUGCAAGCGAUGAACUAACUGCUGUCGAACUGUGCAGGCUAGGUGCGCUAGACAUCCUAGAAGAAAUUAAUCAGUCAACAGGGCGCAGAAAUAACUUUAGUGAAGCUGCUCUGGAAAGGCUACUUGAUAACAAUCUUUCCCAGAAGUACAGCCAAAUGGGAUAUUUAUCAUCAAGUAAUGUCAUUACUGAUGGAUUCUAUGAUUAUGGGAAGAUAAAACCCGGUGUAAAACUUCUGUCUUUGGAGGAACUGAGUAUGCAAGAGCUUGCUGACCGUCGGGCCAUCAUCUUCAUUAAUGCUAAGCCGCAAGAAGAUGUCCUUGCGGUAGAGGAAAAGCCACAGCAUUUAUCUUAUGAACAGACUACUUUGUCACCUUUUACUUCAAGAAAAAGUAGUAGAGAAAAAGUAAGAAAAGGGAAAGGGAAGAAAGAAGAAGAAAAAAUGAAAGAAGUUGAGAUUAUGUCUGAAGUCCAGGAUGAAAUAAAUCUGGAAGAUGUCCAGUGGCAACCACCACCCGACUUCAUGUUAAUGAAUUAUAUUAAUGAUGCUUCUAAAACAAUUCUACCACUCACCACUACUCGGGAACAGGUUGUGGCUCUUGCACAGUUUGUUGCAGACAAAAUGGGUGGUGCAAUUGAAAGAGACAAACUACACGAUUUCAGCUGGGAGCUACACAUAAGUGAAAUAAAAUUUGAACUGAAAUCCAACAUUGUGCCUAUUGGGAAAGUUAAAAAAGGAACAUUUUACCACAGGGCUUUACUUUUCAAGGUGAUAGCAGACAGACUUGGAAUUGGCUGUAGUUUAGUUCGUGGCGAGUAUAACAGAGGUUGGAAUGAAGUUAAAUUGGUUGAUGACUCUCCUCAAGGAGUAACUGGGCUUCUGCUUCCUCCUCAAGAGUAUAUUGUAGAUCUGAUGUUUGUACCGGGCUUUCUGAUGAAACAAGAAAGUGUAGAGGCUGAUCAGUACAAAUAUAUUUAAUCACACCCAAAUUUCUCAAAAAUAAGCGUUUUAAGAUGAUUAUAUGCUGUAAUCUAUGAAACAAAAGGGGGUUGCAGUCCAAAGGAAAUGCAUACAUUUCUACAGACGUUUGCUGAAAGACGCUCUUCAUUUUCUUAGAAUUUACUUUAGAUAUCUGUAUUUGGUAUGUUGUUCUAAACAUGGAAUUAAUCAUAUUUUACAUAGCCAGCCUCAGUUCUUAGAAAUUAGGGAGGGAGUGGAGGCUGUUAG
Messenger RNA from Centrocercus urophasianus (Greater sage-grouse), 2802 nucleotides. RefSeq names its product armadillo repeat containing 3 (gene ARMC3). The transcript has 18 exons. NCBI's taxonomy places the organism in Eukaryota, Metazoa, Chordata, Aves, Galliformes, Phasianidae. The record is from RefSeq and is a predicted model, not a curated record. The coding region runs from base 58 to 2553 and encodes 831 amino acids. Gene Ontology annotation, molecular function: protein binding.